Molecule: messenger RNA, 2249 nt
Organism: Colossoma macropomum (tambaqui)
Lineage: Eukaryota; Metazoa; Chordata; Actinopteri; Characiformes; Serrasalmidae
Gene: nol11
Product: nucleolar protein 11
Exons: 18
Coding region: 4-2199 (731 amino acids)
Biological process (GO): maturation of SSU-rRNA
Cellular component (GO): nucleus; nucleolus
Molecular function (GO): protein binding; RNA binding
Source: RefSeq, a predicted model, not a curated record
AAUAUGGCUGCGCUGUAUGAGUCGUACACGCUGUGCGCGCUCGCGGAUACGGGACCGGAGGGAACGCGCGCGAUCGAACCGGGUCGGGACCGAGACCGCGUGGUUAUCACAGAGUCCGGCAGGGCGGUCACUGUGUAUAAGGUUUCAGAUCAGAAGCCGUUGGGAAGCUGGACAGUGAAGCAGGGUCAGUGUAUAACCAGCCCUGCUGUUUACAACUCGCAAACAAAGGAGUAUGUGGUAGUUACAGAUGAAAAGGUUGUGCGAGUUUGGAAUGAUGAAGACAUCAGCAUUGAAAAAGCCUUCAAAGCAACAGUGUCGGCGGAGGUGUACAGAGUGCACUCUGUACCAGACCAAGAGCCACUGGUGCUGUUUCGCCACGGGGCCGUCCGCUUCCUGGACUCACUCCUCGCUGCCCCUCAGCAACCCAUAGAGGAGGUGCUGUCAGAAGAGGAGGUGAUCAGGUGGAGUGCAGCAGUGCAGACGGAGCAGCAGCUGGUGCUCCUCUUCAGCACAGAACAGAGAGGACAGCACUGCCUGUAUGUACAGAGAUUCAGUCCCAACGCUCUAGUGAAGCACAAGCUGGAGACGGACUCCACUAACUCCGCUCCUCUUAGCUAUGCUGCCACAUACAGAGAUGGAAACAUACACCUGCUGUACCUGUUCUCUAGCGGGUGUGUGUAUGAGAGUGUGCUCCAGGCGUGGCCCACCGUCCCAGCGGUCUCUGAAACAGUUCAGGCUCUGCCCCGCUCCCUGCUCCUGAAGCUGCCCGUGGGUGAAGGAGAACUGACUGCUGCCUCAGCUCUGCCAAUAGAUGAGGCUCAUAUAGCUGUUGUGGGGGUCCCGCACCCCUCAGCUGGAGCUGGGAAAGAUUACCUGUGUAUAUGGAACACACAUUUCCAGACUUUGCAGGCGGGCAGAGAGCUGGCGGGCAAGAUAUACGGCCAGUUGUGGUGUUAUUCAGGAAAGCUGUUUGUGCCUCAUGGGAAAACUCUUUCUGUGAUUCCGUUCGAGUGUCAGAAAUCAUCUCUGGCCGCCGCCAUGGGGAAGCUGAAACAGACAUCAGUAACCAACGAGAGCAACUCUGGUCCGACUCUUGUGCCGUCCUGGAACGCUCUGCUCCACGCCGAUCAGACACAGACACAAACGCAGGAGAGGAGCCGGGGAGCGGCCACAAAGAAGAGUAAGACAAGCACAAGGAACCAGUCGUCCUGUCCAACAGCAGAGCAGCUGGCUGAGAAAAUCAAGGUGGGCUCUGAGAAGGAGGUGCAGAAACAGGUGGAGGCGUUUCUGCAUGGAUCACAGCCGGAAGAGCUGCAGCUGACAGCUGGCAGACUGGCAUCUGCACUGGUGACGCGAUGUCAGGCAGAUCCAACCUUCUACCCUCAGGCUGCCCUCACUCAGCUGGUCCAAACAAACUACCUGUGCCACAGCGGGUGUCCUGACCUGCUGAUGCUGACUCUGGAGAAGAGUGAUUUCUGCCUUUGCCAGCUGUGUCUGCAGCUGUUCCAGGACAUUCCAGAAGCGGUCACCUGUUGGUGUCUCAAGACCAUCCUCAGUGUUCAGGAUUCAGAGUUGGAACAAGUGGAUUUAGAAGAAGAUAGUCUGCUCUUCAUGAAGGCUCUCACCCAGACAGCAGAGGUCUCAGAUGGGGACAGUGGUCAGCCAAACGGUUUCUGCCCUCCAGUUCUGGAGGAGGAAAGCUGUGAUGCUCCUCCAGACUCUGAGGUCCCUGGCACCAAGCCGCCCAGAGAUCCAUUAGCCCUGGAUAUGAGCUGCCCUGUAGGACCUCACAAAGGAGCUCUACUAAAUGAGGUUCUGCAGACGCCGUACAGUGACAGUCUUUUGCUUCCCCACUUAAAGGACCUCAGUGUCCCGCAAGUUAUACUCCUCCUGCAGUACCUGCGGUUCCUGUAUCUGAAGUAUUCGCAAGAUGCCCACUCUCGAAUCCCCGCCCUCCGAAAGCCAGCUGUCACUCAGAUCAUGGAUUGGGUUUGCUUAUUGCUGGAUGCUCACUUCACAGUGCUUGUUUUGGCUCCUGAGGCCAAGAGUUUGCUGUCCAGUCUCCACAAGUUUGUGAGGUCUCAGGUGAAGUUGUACUCUGAACUGGGGAAGAUCGAGGGAAGUCUGGAGGCGCUCAAAAAAUCCAAGCAGUCCAGAGAGAUUGGCCAGUAUUCAAUAGAGGUGAUUGAGCUUUUUUAGACGACCUGUACAGAUGCUUUUUAAUAAAACUCUUCUGAUGACCUAAAGUC